CAACCAUAUCUUUUUUUCAACUUCACACGCCAUCAUUAAUACUUCUUCAUCAUUUCAUCUUCUCCAUCUCCCAAUUUCUUCAACAUAUUUCCAUAUCUUUAUUUUUCUUCAACCCAUUUCUCUCUCUAAACCCUUUUUUCUUUCUUCAUUUCAUCAUGGUUUCAAACAAGCCAAGCUCAUCCACUCUUUCCUCAGAUGAGACAGAAACAGUACCGAUGCCAACCACAAAUACCGAAUCUCCAACUGAGUUGGAGGCUACUCAAUUGCUUCUUGGUGAAGCAUUCGAAAUAAUCUAUAUACUUCACUCUAAAAUUGAAAGACUCACCACCACCGGAUCGAACGAGAAAGAGACAUUGGAAAGGGAGAUGAGUUUAUUGUUGGCUAAUAUUGACAAUUUUAUAAAAGAAACGGUCGGAGUCUUCAAAGGGAUGAAUAAAAAGGUUAAUGAUUUACUUCAGAUACAAAGUUACUUAAUCAACAUUGUGGUGCAAGGCAAAAAUUAGAAGACAAAAGGAGAAGUAUUUAAUUUAUAAACUCUUACUUUUUGUCAAUGGUUUGUAUUAAUAUUUUGAACAAUGAUUUUUAGUUGUUUUGUUUUAUGAAUAU
Molecule: messenger RNA, 606 nt
Organism: Impatiens glandulifera
Lineage: Eukaryota; Viridiplantae; Streptophyta; Magnoliopsida; Ericales; Balsaminaceae
Exons: 2
Coding region: 156-503 (115 amino acids)
Source: RefSeq, a predicted model, not a curated record